CUUCCAUCGUGUCGGGAUUGGAACAUUACAGAGUAAGAAUCGGAACAAUUGAGUGUUUGGUAAUUGGACACUAGGAUCAAGGAAUCCCAUAUCGGUAACAAUUUCAAUGCAUUUGCGAAGUCACAUUGUAACUGUAAGUACUGUCUGAGAUCGUUGCGUCCGUUUCUUCGUUUAUAUCAGGCCCUAUUCUCCGAUGAGAUUAUUUUUUUUGUUGCGUGUAUGAGGUCUGUCGGGAGAUUAAAACAUAAGAGACAUGCAGGGAUUUGUGAGGCUACAUUUGCACUGAUGAACCGCUCUUGUUCUACUACGUUUUACUCGUUCGUUUAUGGAACCAUGGAGUGAAAUAUCGCUUUAGAAAGCGCGAGGAACAAGACGAAUUCUACUCCGAGACCUCUGGAUCUAAACCCGCCACACCGACUGUUUUAAAUCCCAGCCGGCGUGUUAACGACUUUUACAUCUCAGACGUGGGAUACCUUUUCUGUGUUGGCCAAGGCAGGGAACCUCACGAACCCCUGCCGCUACUCUCGCAGGGUAAAGAGCUAAUAAAAAGGCUUCGGGCACCUCUAACCGGGCGCAGUUUAGCAUUCGAAUACAGCCUGGCUGUAUAGGGAGGGAGCGAGAGGGGCAGAGUGCGUAGGAUAUUUUAUUUGUUUUUACUUGGUCGAGGGAGUGAAAUGGUAAAACUAGCUAGAAGGGGGAGAAAACGCAUUUAAAAUCGCCCACAUGCUCUGGAUCAAUCGCUGGAUUGGGGCACGGAAUACGAAGAAGUGGGAAGACACGAGUUUGAAAUCUUUGCGGGCUGGAAGAUGGCAGAGGGGUGCAGUUGGAAGUGGUGAGAGCCUAACUUCUGGCCACUUCGAAUUUAUUUGUAAACAACUUGCCCCUAUUCGUAGGACACAUGCAGGCCAAAAAACGAUAUUUAAUCCUGCUCUCUGCCGGUACAUGUCUAGUUCUACUGUUCUACUUUGGAGGUGUACAACUUCCAUCUUCGGGCAGGAACCGGCAUGACCGUAGCCACAAUGGAUAUCGCCCCGACCAGCCGUGGCCACACUUCUCGGACCCUUUACAACAAUUCCUACUCUGGGAUCAACCGGACACCGAGGAAUACAACAUUCACAUAUCGCCAAGGCAAAAGAGGGACGUUAACACAAGUGUGUACAAAGGCAAAAGAUGUCGCAUGGAUUCGUGCUUUGAUUUCUCAGCAUGCAAAAGGAACGAUUUCAAAGUGUAUGUCUACCCCCAGCAGAAAGGGGAGAAAAUCUCUGAAAGUUACCAGAAUAUUUUGUCAAUUGUUGAGGGAUCCAGGUUCUACACCACUGACCCGGGUCAAGCUUGUCUAUUCAUCCUGAGCUUGGACACCCUGGACCGGGACUCGCUGUCUCCGCAGUACGUGCACAAUCUCAAAACCAAGGUCCAGAACCUUCAUCUCUGGAACAACGGCAGAAACCACCUCAUAUUUAACUUGUACUCUGGGACAUGGCCGGACUACACGGAAGACCUAGGUUUCGACAUAGGCCAGGCCAUGUUGGCCAAGGCCAGCAUCAGUACCGAGAUCUUCAGGCCCAACUUUGACGUGUCCAUUCCGCUGUUCUCCAAGGAGCACCCUAGGACCGGAGGGGACAGGGGGUACCUAAAGUACAACUCCAUCCCACCUUUCAGGAAAUACAUGCUCGUGUUUAAGGGGAAGCGAUACCUUACAGGGAUAGGGUCAGACACGAGGAAUGCCUUAUAUCAUGUCCAUAACCAGGAGGACGUGGUGCUCCUCACCACCUGCAAGCACGGCAAGGAUUGGCAGAAACACAAGGACGCACGCUGUGAAAAGGACAACGCAGAAUAUGACAAAUACGACUACAGAGAGAUGCUACACAACUCCACUUUCUGCCUGGUGCCCCGGGGCAGACGCCUGGGAUCAUUUCGCUUCCUGGAGGCGCUGCAAGCAGCCUGUGUGCCUGUGAUGCUGAGUAACGGCUGGGAGCUGCCCUUCUCUGAGAUCAUCAACUGGAACACGGCGGCCGUCAUCGGGGACGAGAGGCUCCUGCUGCAGAUCCCAUCCACGGUGCGCUCCAUCCAUCAGGAUAAGAUCCUAGCUCUGAGGCAGCAGACCCAGUUCCUUUGGGAGGCCUACUUCUCCUCUGUGGAGAAGAUUGUGCUGACCACUCUGGAGAUCAUCCAGGACCGGGUGCUGCAGCAGGAGUCCAGGAGCACCUUGAUGUGGAACAGCCACCCCGGGGGGCUCUUCGCCCUGCCACAGUACUCUGCCCACCUGGGAGACUUCCCCUUCUACUACGCCACCCUAGGUAUAAAACCGUACCCCAAGUUCACAGCAGUCAUCCAUGCAGUCACCCCCCUGGUCUCCCAAUCCCAGCCCAUCCUCAAGCUGCUGGUGUCUGUUGCCAAAUCACAGUACUGUGCACAGAUCAUUGUGCUGUGGAACUGUGACAAGCCUCUCCCUGCUAAGCACCGCUGGCCUGCCACCUCCGUGCCCGUCAUUGUCAUCGAGGGAGAAAACAAGGUGAUGAGCAGUCGCUUCCUGCCCUACGAGACCAUUGUCACCGACGCUGUGCUCAGUCUGGAUGAGGAUACGGUGCUCUCGACCACAGAGGUGGACUUUGCCUUCACGGUGUGGCAGAGCUUUCCAGAGAGGUUGGUGGGCUACCCGGCCCGGAGCCACUUCUGGGACAGUAACAAGGAGCGCUGGGGCUACACUUCCAAGUGGACCAACGACUACUCCAUGGUGCUGACCGGAGCUGCCAUCUACCACAGAUAUUACCACUUCCUUUACACAAACUUCCUGCCUGCCAGCCUGAAGGGCAUGGUGGACCAGCUGGCCAACUGUGAGGACAUCCUCAUGAACUUCCUGGUGUCUGCCGUCACCAAGCUGCCGCCCAUCAAGGUCACCCAGAAGAAGCAGUACAAAGAGACCAUGAUGGGACAGUCGUCGCGGGCUUCGCGCUGGGCCGACCCGGACCACUUCGCCCAGCGGCAGACGUGCAUGAACAAGUUCGCCAGCUGGUUUGGCGGCAUGCCCCUGGUCCACUCCCAAAUGAGGCUGGACCCGGUGCUGUUCAAGGACCAGGUCUCCAUCCUGCGCAAGAAAUACAGGGACAUCGAGAGGCUCUGACAGGAUGUGCACCCCCUGCCAGAGAGGCCGGGGGAGGCGGUAGCCGAAGGAGGACCACGACAGUGGCAGUAGGACAGUCAGCCACCUGGAGCCCAAUCUAAGGCGGCGCUACAGCUCUGUCUUCCACUCAGCACAUUGCCAAUGACUACAGCAGCGCCAGGACUUGACGAGCGAAAUGGUGUCUGGAGAACUAUGCGUAUACACACACAGAAUAUACAGAUCUGUAGUACGUUCACAUAAACACACACAGACACUACUGACGAGACUCUUGGAUAGAAUAUUUUUUUUGUAUGAAUGCCACGAAGGAGCGAAUUACGACAGACUUUCCUGCGACUCUCUGCACAUGUGCAGGAUGGUAGAGGAAGUGAGGUGUCCAACAUGGCAACCCAACAUCAGAUCAGAUCAGAUCCGCCCCGGGCUGGUAACCUAGAGUCAAUGCAACCCCACCUUGACUCCUUCAUGACCUCCCUAUGUCUGCAUCAGGACCACUGAGACACUCACCACCAGCCCCUGCUCGGGACCCUAGAAAACCAUGUCCCUCCAUUACUUUCCUAACCAUACUUCCCUCCCAUAUGUACACUGGUUUGAAGCCUUGGGGUCUUAUCUUCCUAAGAACUGUCCCCUGAUUAAAUUAAAUUCAACAUUUUGGUAGUAAAGGUCGAAAAGUUGAGUCCAAGCUUUCCCCCCCUUAUAUUUUUGUUCUUCUUUUACUGGAAGGGUGGUUUAAAAGCGGUGGUAAAAAAAAAUCUAAUGGUGCCACUCAUAUUGCCAUGAGGCAGUCGCAAAACCCACAGGAACACCCACUCUAUGCUCAGUCUUUGAUUUUCUGAUAGUUAGAUUUUUAUUUCUGUCUGUUUCUCUGAUUUAUCACAACGAUAAGCCAGAAGCAUGUCACAUUUUAAAUGUACCCUUUCCCUUCAAAACUCUCAACUCUCAAAAGCAGUUUCACUUUUCUCCUCGUCUUUCCCCUCGGAAGCUCCGUACCCGUGUGUGUACAGAGGUUGAAUGUAGGCUCAUCCCCACCAUAAGCCCAAGCGGAGCACUUUCCCUCUGUCGGAAUGAGCAACAUGAACAUUCCUAGAUGAAAUGGAGCAGAACACUGCCUUUUCACCCAUUUUUUUUAUUUCCCCUUUAUUGUUUGAGCAAUCCCGUGGCAGGAGUGCAUGCUAAAUUUAGACCCUGCUUCAUUUCCACAGGGGUGUUACAGAUUUCAGUGACUCGUCUGUUGUGCCAUGUCCCCGAAAUUCACACUAGGGCUGCCUUUAUAAAAUUGCUUAUUGCACAUAUUUUUUCCGUAAAUCGAUAUCGAAAGCAGGAGAACAUGCUAUCUGGUCGAAAUGCCCUCUGUAAUAUUCGUUGUUCUUCCUAGAUGCCCUCAUCAUAACGAUGUUGGUGAAAUACAAGCCUCAAAGCCAUUCGAUAGACAUAGGCAUUUCCUACACCAUUUGUCAGAGGACAUAUGUUUUGUGUUUAAUGAGAGAAAGAAGUUUCAUUUGAAGUGUUGGUUUCCCUGGGGAGCAGCCCAUGCUGAAACCGUCUGUCUCUAUAUUUCCCAUCAUGUCUGACUCUGCUCUGGAUGCGGUGACCCACAACCAUGGCCCUUUGGCUCUAGGCGUACAGUGAAAAGACAACCAGCUCCCCCUUCACCUAGCCUUGUCAUUGUAACGUUCUUCAUUACCCUCUUUGUUCAUAAUUUCUGUUGCUCCUAGUUUUCCUGUGAUGCUGUUGUGCUCACAAUAGACUCAUCCCAGCUCAACUACAUUUGGUCUGACACGUUGUUUUGUAUUGUGGUCCGAUAUGAAAAACCUCCAAACUUCCUUUUAAUUGAUCAAUUUCAAGGAAAUAGCUUUGAGAUGUGGAAGCUCGUGGCUUUAUAGUGAAAUCCUAUUGUGAACAGGCUUUAGUCUUUGUACCACACAAAGAGCCCUGCUAGUUCACUCGAACAGGUACUUGAAUGUCUGAAGACUUGAAGGAGCGUAAGUGUGCUUGAGUGGCCUUUUUUUAUUGUGAAGGUGACUGAAGGUGUCCAUUGAAAGUGCAUUUUUGUUCAGAACUAGGCUGCAUCUGGCUCCCGAGAAACCGGCCCAUAGUGUAUCAGCUGUGAGCCAAAGCUCAACUAUCCGUUUUUUUUUCGAUCCCCUUCGUCGUAUCUGCGUCAUUUCUUAUUGAGGGCGUUGUAGACUCUUUUUUUUACAUUUUGGUGCUGUUGUUUUCAUCUUCCAUAUCAGGAAACAAUCAAUGGAGGUCAGUGUCCACUAGGUGUAUACAUGGCCAAUGAGUUGAUAUUGUGUCAUUGGUGGGCCUGGCCCAUCUACCCGUGUCAUUUUCACAAUGUCAAAUGUGAUAUUAUCAGCAUAACACUUCAUACUACAGUACAGUUAGAUUUAGUACAGUUUCAAAGCUGGUAUAUUGUCAAUAUAUUGUUGUUUUUCAUUUCAUGUUUAUUUUCUUUCUGGCAAUGUACUCGGGAGAAGUUUUGGAAUGAACUUGUAUGACUUGAUAUUGGCCAAGAGAGAUUUACGUUGUAUUUUGAUGUUGACUUACAGCAAGCCUUGGAUCUCUUGGCACUAGACAUGCAUCUCAAUGAUUCUGAAAAACGUUGGCCUGCAUCUGGUCCCCUUUUUUGAAGUUCAGUCAAACAUCUUUGUAUCAAGCCUUUUUCUAUCUAGAAUUGUCUGAAUGAACUUGUUAUAUCUCAAGAGCGAAAGUCCCCAGCCUUGCACAUUGACUUCACGGGCGAAACCAGAGACAUUGACAUUUCUGUACAUAAACAUGUAUAUUUAUUUUCAUAUGUGAGAAAAACCAGACUGUGUAUAGUAUGAAAUGACAGGGGAAAAUAACAGGAUUUCAUGGCUGAAGGAAUAGUUGAUGAGCAAAAAAGAAAUCUGAUUUUGUAAGUUAUAUACAUUUCUUUAACCCUUGUGCUUUGCUGGGGGGAAAAAAUAAGUCCAUUGUGGUAUGGGUCAGAUUGACCCGCACAGUGUAAACACACUCGACAGUCAAAGAAUCAAGUAAAAACAGACUAAAUGUUUGUCUUGUCAGACCUUUCAUAAAGAAGAAAUACAAGAACAUUUGAUUUCAAAAACUCUACAUUGAACUAUUUGUUAAAUAUAUUUGUCACAAACCAGCAUUUUCUGUUUCCCCAAGAAGGCUUUUUUUUUUUUUUUUUGUAACACUUAGGUGUGAUUUGACCCUAUUGAAUUAUCCCACAUGUUGAACACAAUGCACGUGUGUGCUUUCUGCAGAUGUACAGUUGAAGUCGGAAGUUUACAUACACCUCAGCCAAAUACAUUUAAACUCAGUUUUAAACCAUUCCUGACAUUUAAUCCUCGUAAAAUUUCCCUAUCUUAGGUCAGUUAGGAUCACCAAAUUAUUUUAAGAAUGUGAAAAGUCAGAAUAAUAGUGCUCGCACACGCUUUUUCAGUUCUGCCCAAAAAUGUUCUAUGGGAUUGAGGUCAGGGCUUUGUGAUGCCCACUCCAAUACCUUGACUUUGUUGUCCUUUAGCCAUUUUGCCACAACUUUGGAAGUAUGCUUGGGGUCAUUGUCCAUUUGGAAGACCCAUUUGCGACCAAGCUUUAACUUCCUGACUGAUGUCUUGAGAUGUUACUUCAAUAUCUCCACAUCAUUUUCUCUCCUCGUGAUGCCAUCUAUUUUGUGAAGUGCAUGAGUCUCUCCUGCAGCAAAGCACCCCCACAACAUGAUGCUGCCACCCCCUUGCUUCAUGGUUGGGGUGUUUUUUUUCUAGCUUGCAAGCCUCCCCCUUUUCCUCCAAACAUAACGAGUCAUUAUGGCCAAACGGUUCUAUUUUUGUUUCAUCAGACCAGAGGACAUUUCUCCAAAAAGUACAAUCUUUGUCCCCAUGUGCAGUUCAAACCGUAGUUGGGCUUUUUUAUGGCAGUUUUGGAGCAGUAGCUUCUUCCUUGCUGAGCGGCCUUUCAGGUUAUGUGGAUAUAGAUACUUUUGUACCUGUUUCCUCCAGCAUCUUCACAAGGUCCUUUUGCUGUUGUUCUGGGAUUGAUUUUCACUUCUCGCACCAAAGUGCGUUAAUCUCUAGGAGACACGACGCGUCUCCUUCCUGAGCGGUAUGACGGCUGAGUAGUCCCAUGGUGUUUAUACUUUCAUAUUAUUAUUGUUUGUACAGAUGAACGUGGUACCUUCAGGCGUUUGGAAAUUGCUCCCAAGGAUGAACCAGACUUGUUUAGGUCUACAAUUUAUUUUCUGAGGUCUUGGCUGAUUUCUUUUGAUUUUCCCAUGAUGUCAAGCAAAGAGGCACUGAGUUGGAAGGUAGGCCUUGAAAUACAUCCACAGUUACACCUCCAAUUGACUCAAAUGAUGUCAAUUCGCCUAUCAGACGCUUCUAAAGCCAUGACAUAAUUUUAUGGAAUUUUCCAAGCUAUUUAAAGGCAGUCAACUUGGUGUAUGUAAACUUGAGCCUCUGGAAUUGUGAUACAGUGAAAUAAUCUGUCUGUAAAAAAUGGUUGGAAAAAUGGUGUCAUGCACAAAGUAGAUGUCCUAACCGACUUGCCAAAACUAUAGUUUGUUAACAAGAAAUUUGUGGAGUGGUUGAAAAACUAGUUUUAAUGACUCCAACCUAAGUGUGUGUAAACUUCCGACUUCAACUGGAUUUAUUGCAUUCUACACAAAUGGUGCUGGUUUUACUGUCUUUGCGGGGGUCCUGGAACAAUUUUGAGCUGACAGUCUACCUUGACUUCGCUGUUGUGACCAUUCUAAUAUAACCAUCUUUAGAUGUCCAUGUCCUCUCUUCUCUGGAUGAUGGCUGUUGCAUGAUGCUCUCUCUCUCGUCGGAUGGAGGGGAUGGUAUGGCAGACUCCACCUCCUGAAUCCUCUUCAUCAGAGAAAUAUUCACAAAUCUGGAUCAAUAGCAUUGUCCGGUCUCUGAAACCUCUUCUAUUUCACUGUCACAGUCCAAAGUUUGUGAUGAGGCAUCAAUGACUGAAAAUCUUUUGGAGCUCAUAUGUGUGACUGUCUGUGUCGGCGAUCUGCUGCUCUCGCACUGAGAAGGAGAAGCUUGGGGAGACUCCUUUCCACCCAAACAUAAUUCUAAAAGUGCAACCAGAACCAGUCAAAACAGAAUACAUAAAAGACACCUCAUUUAUUUUGGACCUGUGCAAAUAUCUAUACACAAUGAAAGCCUCUGGGUCAAAAUGACCCACAACAGCAUGUUUGUAUACAAAAUCUACACACAUUCGACAACAUAUCAGCGUGUUAGGUUCAUGACCCUAAAUGAGGAAAAGUAAUGUUCAUUGAGAAAGAGGUUAACUAGUAUUUUAGACAACACAAAUGUGGAAAUGGGUCAAAUUGACCUACAACAUAAUGGGAGGGUUAAUUGUUUUCACAUUGUUGCCAAUAUAUAUAUAUAUUUUGUUUCCGUGGAAUAAAACCAUCCCUUUUUGCUUUUAAAAUCUUAAUCUAUAGAGCAACUGCAACCAUUAUAGAAAUCCAUUUGUGUUACCAUGUCAGUUAAUUCAUAAUCACCAUGGAGACAAGAUGAUACCAAUCUAGAAUUGGAUUUGCUGUGAGCAUUUCGAUGGCAGCUGGGUCUCUUGAACAGAUCGAGGGUUUUCGGUUGUUGCUACAGUGUAUUUUAGAUUCACCAUGUUUUUUUUGUUGUCACUGUCCACAUCUGCAUACUCAUUGAUAGUUUUGGGGAAAACUGGCAAUUCUCUUGACUGUCAUAUCUGGUACAAAUGUAUAACAACUCUCAUUUUAAACAUGUCCUUCCAUAAAACCAUAGGAUACCAGACAUUAUAUGGUUUAUCAAUGCAUGGCAUCUGUAUCAGUGUGGUUGGAUGUGCAGGAUGGUUCUGUCUGUGAUUUGUAGUUUUUUUUUUUCAAUCAAAUUUUGGAUUUUGAGCUCAUGGUAACAAACUGCCAUUUGAACUGUCAGUCAGAAGAGGAGGGCCAUACAGGGCUCUCGUUCAACUGGACGUACACUGGAGAUUUAGCACCGCUUUCAUUCAUUCUUGACCACUCUUCUGUCGGAUAUUCAACUGUGGUGAUGGCCGACAACGCACCUGCAUGACCACUUCUAUGGAAUUAUUUAUCAGUACUUGGCUGUAUCAGACAGACAAGAUUUUUAGGUUUUUUUUAUGACUUAUUUUGCUCCCAGCUGUCCUGAUGCCUUCCUCCUGCCUACCUUGUAAUUAACAAAUGACUUUUAUAGAGGUAAAUGAAAUAGAAACAUGCCAAUUUUUGUAAGAAUGAUUUAUAAUUAAAAAGAAACUUUUGAUCAUUGA
Molecule: messenger RNA, 9379 nt
Organism: Oncorhynchus kisutch (coho salmon)
Lineage: Eukaryota; Metazoa; Chordata; Actinopteri; Salmoniformes; Salmonidae
Product: exostosin-1b
Exons: 11
Coding region: 899-3121 (740 amino acids)
Cellular component (GO): membrane
Molecular function (GO): glycosyltransferase activity
Source: RefSeq, a predicted model, not a curated record